Anolis sagrei ordinatus is the source of this 1917-nucleotide messenger RNA. It is a transcript of the gene SMPD1, whose product is annotated as sphingomyelin phosphodiesterase 1. Gene Ontology annotation, biological process: sphingomyelin catabolic process; ceramide biosynthetic process. NCBI's taxonomy places the organism in Eukaryota, Metazoa, Chordata, Lepidosauria, Squamata, Anolidae. Gene Ontology annotation, molecular function: acid sphingomyelin phosphodiesterase activity. Gene Ontology annotation, cellular component: lysosome. The record is from RefSeq and is a predicted model, not a curated record.
AUGGGGGGCUCCUCCGUGCGGAUGCUCCGGCUCCUGCUGGCGGGGCUCCUCGUUCUCUUCGCUCCGGGCCCCUCGGGGGCUCUGCCGGGCCGGCCUCCCCCUCUCCCUCUCCCCUUGGCGGCGUCCUUGCGGGAGUCUCUCCCCUUGCUGGGCUCCCGCCUCGGGUGGAGGAACCUGACCUGCCCGGCCUGCAAGGCCCUCUUCGCCGCCAUUGACCUCACCGUCCAGCUGGAGACGGGGGUGGAGCACAUCCGUCGGCUGGCGGUGGCCACCUGCGAGCGCUUGCGCCUGGCCCGCCCAGAAGUCUGCCAGGAGAUUGUGGGCCUCUUUGAGCAUGACCUACUCACCGCCUGGAUCCGCUCCAUCCUGCGCCCGGCCGAGAUCUGCGGCCUCCUCGUGGGCGCCGACUGCGGACACUGGGAUAUCUACUCCGACUGGAACGUCUCUCUGCCGGACACCCCGAAACCCCCCGUAAUUCCGCCACAGCCCCCUCCCCCUGGGGCCCCCUCCGCCAGGAUCCUCUUCUUGACCGACCUCCACUGGGACCGGGGCUACCUCCCGGGGAGCGACGCGACCUGCAAGGACCCCCUCUGCUGCCGGGGAGGGGGCAACAGCAGCGGGGGUCCCGAGGCCGGCUUCUGGGGGAGCUACAGCAACUGCGACCUGCCGUUGCACACGUUGGAGAACCUGCUGCAACACCUGAGCCGGGGAGGUCCUGAGACCGGGGGUCCCUUCGACCUGGUCUACUGGACGGGGGACAUCCCGGCCCACAAUGUCUGGGAGCAGAGCCGCGGGGACCAGCUGGAGGCACUGCGCACCGUCUCCGCCCUCGUCCGGAAAUAUCUGGGGCCAAUACCCGUCUACCCAGCCGUCGGCAACCAUGAGUCCGUGCCCGUCAACUCCUUCCCGCCGCCCUUCGUGCCGGGGAACCAAUCCUCCGCAUGGCUCUACGACGCCAUGGCUGAUGCGUGGGCACCUUGGUUGCCCCCGGAUGCCCUGGAGACCCUCAGGGUGGGGGGCUUCUACACGCUCCCGGUGCUCCCUGGCCUGCGCUUGGUCUCCCUCAACAUGAACUUCUGCUCCGAGGCCAACUUCUGGCUCCUCAUCAACGCCACCGAUCCGGCCGGGCAGCUCCAGUGGCUGGUGGGUGUCCUGCAGAAAGCCGAGGAGAGCGGAGAGAAGGUCCACAUCAUUGGCCACAUCCCCCCUGCCCACUGCCUGCGCUGCUGGAGCUGGAACUACUACCGCAUCAUCAACAGGUUCGAGAGCACGGUGGCCGGUCAGUUCUUUGGCCACACGCACGUGGAUGAGUUUGAGAUGUUCUACGACGAGGAGACCCUCUCCCGCCCGGUGGGCAUCGCCUUCGUGGCCCCCAGCGUCACCACCUUCAUCGCCCUCAACCCAGGCUACCGCGUCUACCAGGUGGACGGCCCCUACCCAGGUGGCUCCUUCUUAGUGUUGGACCACGAGACCUUCAUCCUGAACCUGACGGAGGCCAACGUCCCGGGGUCGCGGCCGGAGUGGCGCAGGUUCUAUGGGGCCCGGGAGGCCUACGGCCUGCACACCGCCUUCCCGUCCGAGUGGGACCAGCUGCUGAAGCGCUUUGAGGUGGAGGAGCCACUCUUCCGGCGCUUCUGGUUCCUGAUGUAUAAGGGUCACCCACCCCGGGAACCCUGCGAGGCGCCCUGCAAGGCGGCCCUGCUCUGCGCCCUCCGCACCGGCCGCGCCGACGACCCCCAGCUCUGCCCCACGCAGGUCCAGGCGCUCCCCUUCCCCCAGAUCCAGGCACUCUGGCGGCGCAAGCGCUUCUGCUAGCCUCGCCGGGCACGGACCCUGUCUAUCCACAGAAGAGGAGGAGGAGGAGGGACUCCUGUGAUGCUUUGCUGGACCUCAAGUCACUCUCUUCUGGACCUCAAU